Molecule: messenger RNA, 1475 nt
Organism: Zeugodacus cucurbitae (melon fly)
Lineage: Eukaryota; Metazoa; Arthropoda; Insecta; Diptera; Tephritidae
Gene: Jhbp1
Product: protein takeout
Exons: 5
Coding region: 290-1030 (246 amino acids)
Source: RefSeq, a predicted model, not a curated record
GUCGUUUACAAGUCAACCAUCAGAUGAAAUUCUCAUCUCGCCGUGCGUUGACGUCUUCAGUUGUUGUCUUGCGAAAAUUAAGUAGUAAUAAAAGUAAAAAAAAUAUUUCUUACGAAAUCUCGAAAAUAACUCUGCAUUAAAAAAAUCGUGUUAGUUGUGUAAUUUGCGCGGUGGCCUCGUAAAUAACAAGUCAACUACAGAUAAAACACCAAAAAGGAAGCUCAAGUUGAAGUUGAAAGGAAUAAUAAAUAUUUAUUGCUGCGAUAUUCCCGUUAUUAAACAAGUGAAGAUGUGGAAAUUAGUAAUUUUCUUUGCUGCCAUUCAAUUAAUUUGCGCACAAAAAAGUGAAAUACCCGAGUAUAUCAAACAAUGUCGUCGUGGUGAUCCGCAAUUACUGGAGUGCUUUAAGGGUUCUUUGGAGCAUCUGAGACCGUAUUUAUCGCGCGGCAUUCCUGAGAUUGAGCUACCCUCCGUGGAACCCUUCAAAAUGGAUGCGCUUGCACUACAACUGACCGAUGGACCGCAAGGCUAUAAAAUUACCUUGAAGAAUCUCGAAGUAUUGGGCGCUAGCAACUUCCAGGUGAAAUCAAUGAAACUGAGUGAGGGCGAUGAACCGUUCAAAGCGCGCAUUGCAAUGCCCAAACUGAAUAUCGAAGCGAAAUACACCAGCUCCGGUGUGCUGCUCAUCAUACCAGCCUCAGGUGGUGGAGACUUCCAUGCCACUUUUGAGGGCGUCAUCGCUGAUAUCACUGGCAAAGUGUCGUCUAAUGAGAAGUCUGGACGUUCUUAUCUGCAUGUGGACUCACUCAGUUUGGUGCUAAAUGUUAAGGAUGUGAAUAUGAAUAUUUCGGGCGCCUUCAAUAACAAUCGAAUUUUGCUUGAGGCCACAAAUUUGUUCCUGCGCGAGAAUUCGCGUGUCGUCUUGGAGGCCAUGCAAACGCAGCUGCAAAAGAAAUUGGCGCAAGAGUUUGGUAAACUCGCUAAUCAACUGUUGAAGAAUGUACCCAAGGAUUUAUUCUAUGUGGAUUAAAGUGUGUGUGUGAUUACGUACUACGAGUAUACUUGCAGUGAAAUACGAAAUUCAAACUAAAAUUUACACCAGUUUAACAGAUGUUUUACGUAAAACAUCUAGUAUUAGCCAUUAUUCGGCCUCUACAUAGCACUAGCAUUAAGGUGAUGCUGCUCAAAUUCAUAAUUUAGCGAAAAGCUAUACAAAUUAUUCUCAAAUUACUCACAAAUUCGCAUUAUGCUUCCAUUCUAUAACUUCAUAUUUGCACAUAAUUAUGGAAUCGGUGAUUACUAUAUUUUUACUGCAAUUUUCUCACCUUAUAACCUUCGCAUCUUUUAUAUGUAAAUAGCUUGUUUUUAAGUUGAAAUAUUUAUAAGUUUCACGAAUUUAAUUUAGGUUUUUUGUAAGAAACUAAAUUACAUCAAUAUGCAUUUUGAAUAAACUUUUUAAAAUAUUUAAAAUAAAA